This is a messenger RNA of Oryza brachyantha (malo sina), 1916 nucleotides long. Its product is annotated as adenine nucleotide transporter BT1, chloroplastic/mitochondrial-like. The transcript has 3 exons. NCBI's taxonomy places the organism in Eukaryota, Viridiplantae, Streptophyta, Magnoliopsida, Poales, Poaceae. The coding region runs from base 349 to 1581 and encodes 410 amino acids. The record is from RefSeq and is a predicted model, not a curated record. Gene Ontology annotation, biological process: transmembrane transport.
UGCAGUAAAGUCCAGCUGCUGCGCUGCGACACCGUUUUUCCGGAUCACGCCGUGGAAAAAAAAAAGCUCUCAACUUCCGUUUUCAUUUUUAAUCCAUUUGCUUCUUCAGGUUGAUUCCCAGGAGCGGAUUGAGUCCGGGAGCCGCUGAAAAAUCGUGCCUUUUUUGGUUUGGGUUCCCAAGAUUCUUCUCCCCCAUCUCUCUGCGUCUUUUCCACGCCACGGCGACGGUGGUUGGAGACUUGGAGCUCCCCGGUGAUACCCGUCACCGUCGAGCUUGCCUUUUUUGGGCGUAGGAGCGAUUCCUUCUCCGGCCUUGGGUUCUUUGGAGCUGCGAGGUGAGCUGAGCCGAUGAGCAAGAGGAGCGGCGGCGUGCGGUUGCAAUGCGCGGCGGCGGCGGCGGCGGCGGAGGAGUUGGGGUGCUGCUUCCUCGCGCUGCCACCGGCGGCGCCUCCUAGUGGUGGUGGUGGUGGUGGUAGCGAUGGUGGAUUCGACCUGGCUUGGACUCUCCACCAGUCGUUCCACCCUGCCUCCGGCCUCUUCGCCAGCGUCGGGCCGCAGGUGGGGGUGGGCUUCCCGGCGUCCUCCUCCUCGAGCGCGCCGUCACCGCCGGACGCUCCCGGAGACCCGUAUGUAGAGUACGUCUCGCCGUGUGAGGGUGAGGGUGAGGAGCUGAUGGAGAAGGGGAAUACGAAGAGGAAAUCAUUCAAGCUCAAGAUCAAGGUCGGCAAUCCCCACCUGAAGAGGCUGAUCAGCGGGGGGAUUGCCGGCGCGGUGUCGCGGACGGCCGUCGCGCCUCUGGAGACGAUCAGGACGCAUUUGAUGGUCGGGAGUAAUGGGAAUUCGACCACAGAGGUGUUCCAGUCCAUCAUGGAGCAUGAAGGAUGGACCGGGUUGUUCCGCGGCAACUUUGUUAAUGUCAUUCGAGUAGCCCCAAGCAAAGCAAUUGAGCUUUUUGCUUUUGAUACAGCUAAUAAGUUCUUGACCCCCAAGCCUGGGGAACAACAGAAGGUCCCACUCCCUCCUUCACUAGUCGCUGGAGCAUUUGCUGGUGUCAGCUCAACCCUGUGUACUUACCCUCUGGAAUUAAUUAAGACACGAUUAACAAUACAGAGAGGUGUAUAUGAUAACUUUCUCCAUGCGUUUGUCAAAAUCGUCCGUGAAGAAGGCCCCACUGAGCUGUACAGAGGCCUGACACCAAGUUUAAUUGGAGUCGUGCCAUAUGCCGCGACCAACUACUUUGCCUAUGACACCCUUAAGAAGGUGUACAAGAAGAUGUUCAAGACGAAUGAAAUCGGCAACAUUCCCACCCUGCUCAUCGGGUCCGCAGCAGGAGCUAUCUCCAGCACAGCUACUUUCCCCCUCGAGGUUGCACGCAAGCACAUGCAAGUUGGCGCCGUCGGUGGCAGGAAGGUCUACAAGAACAUGCUUCAUGCGCUCCUGAGCAUUCUGGAGGACGAAGGUGUUGGGGGACUUUACAGGGGACUGGGGCCAAGUUGCAUGAAGUUGGUGCCAGCCGCUGGGAUUUCGUUUAUGUGCUAUGAGGCUUGCAAGAAGGUAUUGACAGAGGAAGAGGAUGACUGAAAAACGCAUCCUCGCUCUCAUCAGAGCUCAAUUUUGUGACUUUCUGAACUGGAGGCGUCUUCUGGCGUUGAUUUGAAAUCAAAUCAUGCUGAAAUCGGAUGUAUUUCAUAUAGUUCAGGAUUUUAACCCCAACUCUGUGGUGUCAGCUUGGCCUGACAAAACUUGCCUCCUUCCCCAGUUUUGCUUCAGGAUGUCUUUCAAGAACUGAUUUCUGCGAGUUUUAUGGAGUGAUUGAAACGCCAAUGGGCAGUCAUAAUUCCCAAGUGAUGCAACAACAACUAUUCUCUGUAAUCUGUUGCAACUGUGCUAUCAAAUGAAAAAUUCAUCUGAUGAUU